Molecule: messenger RNA, 2575 nt
Organism: Pisolithus orientalis
Lineage: Eukaryota; Fungi; Basidiomycota; Agaricomycetes; Boletales; Pisolithaceae
Product: phosphoribosylglycinamide synthetase
Exons: 10
Coding region: 71-2425 (784 amino acids)
Biological process (GO): adenine biosynthetic process; 'de novo' IMP biosynthetic process
Cellular component (GO): cytosol
Molecular function (GO): metal ion binding; phosphoribosylformylglycinamidine cyclo-ligase activity; ATP binding
Source: RefSeq, a predicted model, not a curated record
CCCGACUGAUUAUCUUAUCUAUUCCUCCUCUACAAUCUUUUCUUCAUCUAGUAGCAAAUACUGCUCGCACAUGGGUGCAAAAAUCCUCGUAUUAGGGAGUGGAGGUAGGGAACAUGCACUCGCGUGGAAACUUGCACAGUCAGACCUCGUCGAACACAUCUACGUCUGCCCUGGCAACGGUGGAACCGCCACUAACCCCAAGACCACAAACCUCAGCCUCUCCCUCACACCACCGUAUCAGGAUUUAGUAUGCUUUGCCGUUCAGAACGAGAUAAACCUAGUCCUACCGGGUCCUGAGGAGCCGCUCGUGCUUGGUGUUGAGAAGCACUUCCGAAAAGUGGGGAUCCCUGUUUUUGGUCCCUCUGAGCUCGCUGCGAGGAUGGAGGGCAGCAAGGCAUUUUCCAAAGAAUUUAUGGAGCGUCACAACAUACCCACUGCAAAAUUCCGGACUUUCUCGUCGGCGCAGUUGGGCGACGCCGUAGACUACGUUCGCAAUUGUGGUUUUCGUGUGGUAUUGAAAGCGAGUGGCCUCGCUGCAGGGAAGGGUGUCCUGAUUCCCAGUAACGUCGACGAGGCUGUAGAGGGUCUGAAGCAGAUAAUGGUAGCGAACACCUUUGGUGCCGCAGGUGAUCAAGUUGUGAUCGAGGAGCUUCUUGAGGGGCCAGAGAUAUCGGUUCUCGCAUUCUCCGAUGGUUACACUAUCGUCCCGCUCCCUGCGGCUCAAGAUCACAAACGUGUUGGCGAAGGUGACACCGGUCCUAACACCGGUGGAAUGGGUGCUUAUGCUCCCGCACCUGUGGCUAAUCCGGUUACUAUGAAUCGCAUCAUGAGGGAGACUCUUCGACCCACCAUAGACGGGAUGAGGAAAGAAGGUUUCCCAUUCGUUGGCCUCCUAUUCGCUGGCUUCAUGCUUACCGAUGCUGGACCAAAGGUGCUGGAGUACAAUGUUAGGUUCGGCGAUCCUGAGACGGAAGCACUCAUGCUUCUUCUCGGCGAUGAUGUUGAUCUUGCUGCGAUUCUCCUGGCUUGUGCAGAGCGUAGACUAGACUCCGUCCAGAUAAGUACUCGUCAAGCAUUUUCGGUGUCAGUUGUCUUGGUUUCGGGGGGUUACCCAGGCCCUUAUCCGAAGGGUAAACAUAUCGAGAUCGGCGAUAUACCCUCAGGCGUAGUCGUGUUCCACUGCGGAACGGCUCUAAAGGGCAACCUGCUUGUUACUUCUGGUGGUCGUGUGAUGGCAGUGACGGCUACUGCCCCAGCACUUAAGGACGCGCUGACGCUGGCUUACACUGCCUGUGACAAAAUAUCUUUUGAGGGAAUGACUUAUCGCCGCGAUAUAGCUCACAGGGCUUUGACUGCCUCAAAAAAAACUGCGCAAGGGCUGACAUACGCAGACGCUGGCGUAUCUGUGGAUGCUGGCAAUGCCCUAGUAACUGCCAUCAAGCCAUAUGUACAUUCCACAAGGCGCCCUGGGUCCGAUGCCGAGAUCGGUGGUUUUGGAGGCAUAUUCGACUUGAAGGCCACUGGAUACGAUGACCCAGUCCUUGUCGGCGGUACCGAUGGUGUUGGUACCAAGCUCCACAUCGCAAUUGAGGUUGGGCUUCAUGACACCGUAGGAAUCGACCUUGUGGCUAUGUCUGUCAAUGACUUACUGGUGCAGGGGGCUGAGCCCCUCUUUUUCCUCGAUUACUACGGAUGUAGCAAGUUGGACGUCACUACCGCAGCCGAGGUGGUCAAGGGCAUUGCGCAAGGUUGUCGAGAGGCAGGAUGCGCUCUCAUCGGAGGGGAGACAGCAGAGAUGCCAGGCAUGUAUCGUGAAGGCGACUACGAUCUUGCCGGCUUCGCCGUGGGUGCUGUUGAAAGGCAUUUGAUACUUCCUCGUCAGGAUAUUGUCCCUGGAGACGUUUUGCUUGGAAUAGCCUCCUCGGGUUUGCAUUCCAACGGGUUCUCCCUCGUGCGUAAGAUCGUGUCCAUAUCCGGCCUCAGUUACUCCUCUCCAUGUCCUUGGGACGAGAAUAUUUCGCUGGGAAAGCACCUCCUGGAGCCAACGCGCAUCUAUAUUAAGCAGGUCCUCCCAGCUGUUAAAACGGGUCUCCUCAAGGGCAUGUCCCACAUUACGGGUGGAGGGUUUAUUGAGAACAUUCCCCGUGUCCUACCCAAGCGGCUUGGCUGUUACAUCGACGCAUCGACUUGGCCGCUACCACCCGUCUUCCGCUUCCUUAUGGAGCAUGGAAGUGUUGAACCUUUGCAAAUGGCACGUACCUUCAACAAUGGCAUUGGGCUCAUUGCUAUCGUGGCCAAGGACCAAGUAGAAAGGACGCUGGACCUUCUACGCCAGGGCAGUAAUGCGCCUGUUUACAUAGUCGGGGAGGUAACAGACAAGAGUGGAGUUGAGAUGAAGAAUCUCGAGUACUGGGCAACAAACUAAAAUCUAGAUGUCUAUGUAUAUGAUAGAUAGCACUAGCAUCUCCAAGUCCGGCAACCUGGGGGAAGUACUACAUAUUUUGUUUUUGUUUUUUUCGGAACGCAUCGUCCAUAUGCAGUGGCUAUUAUGCUAUGCAGGAAAACAUUGCGCGCA